Tetrahymena thermophila SB210 is the source of this 3000-nucleotide messenger RNA. RefSeq names its product kinase domain protein. Gene Ontology annotation, cellular component: cytoplasm. Lineage: Eukaryota; Ciliophora; Oligohymenophorea; Hymenostomatida; Tetrahymenidae. Gene Ontology annotation, molecular function: ATP binding; protein serine/threonine kinase activity. The record is from RefSeq and is a predicted model, not a curated record. Gene Ontology annotation, biological process: protein phosphorylation. The transcript is spliced from 20 exons.
AUGGAAGAAGAAAUUGCAAAAAAAAUUUUUGAGUAAUGCUUAAAAAAUAAGGUGGAAUACAUGUCGCUAGACAAAUGUAAAGAAAUAGUUAAGCAUAUAUUUAAAGAAGUAGGAGUAUGCUCAAUUGAAUACCUAGAUUCUGGGUCAUUUGGAGUAGUUUUAAAAUAUAAUAAUCCAAAUAAAUUAAAGAAAGGAGCUGUAAAGGCUAUUAUUGGAUAUUUAAGUGACGAGGCCAGUAUGAAAGAGAUAAAGGAUGAGAUAGAUUUACAAAUAAAUAUAUGCAAUCCGUAUAUUGCUAAAGUAAAGGAAUUUACUAAGAUCGUUCUUGAUAAAGCUUAUAUAAUUGGUUUCGUAUGGAUGCAUUAUUACGAAGAUGGAAGCCUGAAAAGAUUUUUAGACUAAUUAAGAGAAUAAAAUCAAGAAAUUGAUUUCAAAACUAAAAUGAGACUUGGUAUUUAGCUUUUUGAUGCUUUAUCUAGCAUGCAUUAAAAAAAUAUUUUUCAUAGAGAUAUCAAGGCUGCUAAUAUUCUAAUGCAUCAAGGUGAUUGUGUUAUUGCUGAUUUUGGUAUAUCGAGAAUCUAAAACAUCGAAUAAUAAAUAUCAAACUCACAAAGAUUUAAAGGGACACCUAUGUUUUUAGAUCCUGAAAUUCAUAGAGGACAUCUGGAUAAAAAAAUGGAUUUAUUUGCAAUGGGAAUAGUUCUGCUAAUGAUGGAUAAUGUGGUAUAGUUUGCAUAUGAAAGUCAUGUCGCUGCAGAUAUGAUUGAUAAUUAUGGCUACUAUUCUACUAGCUUUGCAAAAAAUGAAAUAAUUUAGGAACUCAGAUAAAAACUUAAUACAAACACCAUCUUUUUUAAAAUAGCUGAAAAGCUAAUUACUAACAAAGUAAGAUAAAGACCUUCUGCUGCAUAAUGCUUGGAUCUUUUAAAAGAAGAAGAAAAAAGAUUAAAUUUAUUUACUACAUAAGUUUAUUCCACAAAAAAAUACGGAUCAAGCAAAGUUUAUGAGAAUAAUGAAGAUGAUGAAUUUGCUAUAGAUAAACAAAGCAAAGUUUAUGAGAAUAAUGAUGAUGAUGAAUCUGAUAUUGAUAAAUAUGGAGAUGAGAAUGCAUAUAUCGAUAGUGUGAGAGAAUAAAGCUCUAAAUCAUUCAUUUCAAAUGUGCCUUCAUUUUAUAGCAAUAAAAAUGAUAGUGAAGUUCUAAUUAAAGGAAAGAAGCACAAUCAACAAAUUAAUUCCAAUGAAAAAAGCAAUAGCAACUAAAAUAAUAUAAAUAAUAUUUAAAAGCAAUAUACUACAAAUAAUUUCUUUGAAAAUAAGAUGGGAAAAACUUUUAAUAACUAAAUAAAUAAUUUCAUGGAUGGAUUAGUAACCGACAGUAUACCUUAUGAAGCUAAUAAAAAAUCACAACAGGUAGGUGGUUUUUCUGACCAUGUAGAUAGAUUAAAUGAUAAUUCUUAUGAUGUAAAUUCAGAAAGAAGUUUAAUUAAUAAAGGUGAUAUCAGCCAAAAUAAUAUAAGUAGUAGUGACCAAAGCAGUAGUUGUUACAGUAGUAUCGGUGUUUAAAAUAUACCUGCUUUCUAAAAAUUCUAUAUCAAGCAAUAACAGAUACUCUUUUACCAGGGUUUAUUUGAAGAUUUUCAAACGAUGAUUUAAGCAAAAAAAACUGACUACAAUAAAUUUAAUGGAAUAAGCUUUAAAUUUAAAGCUUUGGAUAAUUAAACUUUAUAAGAACAUUUAAUAGCUAGAAAAUUAGAGCAGCUAUUUAUACAUAUCUAAAGCUAUUUUGAUUAUGUAAAAGAGCCUAUUUAUUAUUUUGAGUUAGAUCUAAAAUCUAUCUAAAAUUUAAAUGGAGAUUGUAUAGAGCUUAUUCAAAAUUUUCUGAGUACUUGUUAUAUGAAGAAAGUUAAAUUUUUAUAUCUUAAGUUAAAAGGAGAAUAAGAAAGAGAUGGAUUUUAGAAAAUAGUCAAACCUUUAUCUGAUCUUUAUGAUAUUGAAAAGCUUGAUUUACAGCUAUACUCAUUCACCAAAAUUAGAGAUAAGGACUUUAAACUCUUAACCUAGGCUUGCUAGUAAAUGGAUAACUUGUAUUCUUUAAAAUUAAAUCUACAAGAUAACUCCGCACUCAAAGAUAGUUCCUUAGAAUACUUAGGAAAAAUAUUUUUGAAAUUAGAAUAACUAGAAGAAAUAUAGCUUAUUUUUUGGAAUAACACUAGAUUUUCUGAUUAUGGAUUAUAAUCUUUGCUGUUUGGAAAGAAGUUACUACAUUUUGAUUUAAGAAUUGGAAAUUGCAGUUGUGUAUCUGAUGAAGGAAUUAAUUCAUUAUGCGAAAAUCUUAAAAGUUUAGAAAAGCUGAUUUCUUUGAAGCUAUUUUCAACAAAUACAACUUAGUUUACAGAUUCAGCUUUAAUGUCAAUUUCUAACAAGCUUAAAAAGGUUCAAACACUUAAAGUCCUUAAUAUUUAGUUUAACUUAGCAGAAAAUAUUUCAGACGAAGGACUUAAAUCUAUCUCUGAACUGAUUGAAGAUCCUAAAAAGGAGUUUACUUAAAUAGUUCUUAACUUUAAUUCGAGCAAGUGUUUUACAGAUAGAGGAAUCAACCCUCUGAUUAACUCAUUUUCGAAAUAAAAAAAGCUAACCAAAUUAAAAUUAAGCUUUAAUGAGUGUAAUUAGUUGGAAGGAGCUCAUCUCAUAGCUAUAUCAAAUAGCCUUUAAUCGAUGGAAUAAUUAACUUCUUUUUAACUAGAUUUUAACUAAUCAAAAAUUACCUUUGGUUUAGAUUUCUUAUUCCGUGCUUUCUCAAGUACUAAAUUACUUAAGAAAUUAAAAAUCUUUUUGAACAAGUCAUUGCUUACUACAGAUUUUUAAAAAUUGUUAAUAGAAAGUGUUUCAAAGUUGUAACUCUCAUAGUUAGCCUUACAGUUCAUUAACAAUAAUAGAGUUUAGUAUUAAGAAUUAAAGUCUUGUGCUGCUAUUAAAUAGAUUAAGAAUUUAAAUAUUUGA